GCAGCCCCAAAGGAAUUUCAGUGUGCGGCCAGCAGUAGCCUUGGAGUGGUUGAAAAAGCUGACCUCUGAGCCAUGAACUGAACCCAAAGACCAGCAACAACCGGAGAGAGGGCAAGAGACAUGAUUACGGGUCCGGAAUCGAGGCAAACGCAUAGGCUGUUGGACCUGAAGAAGCAGCAAUGGGCCAAGGAGAGAGAGGAAAUCGCACGCAUGGAUGAGAUGUACCAUCAUCAGCACACAUCGCACCACAAGAUCGAACGCACCUCGAUACGCACCUACUACUCGAAUCUGGAUCUGAGUCAGACCUCGACAUCGAAUCAGACAUCCAGCCAGUCGACGAGACAACGACGACGAUUACCGCCCCAGCAGCAGCAGCAGCAGCAGCAGCAGGAUAUGCCCUUGAUCCUGCGACAGGCACAGGCACUGGCACCAGCACCAGCACCGGCACCGCCACCGGCAGCGGACUAUCGCGAGAACGGAGGAUAUCUGAAUCAAUUGGAGCGCUAUAUCGAAGAUCUCGAUGCGGAUGCCGAUGCAGACUUUGAGGACGAUGAGGAGUCCCUGUACAGGCGCACCAGAAGGGGCAGCUAUGCCCCUGGGAUGACCAGCAUGCGGCAGAUGCAGAUGGCACCGGCUCGGUAUGUGGAAAUGAUGCCGCCCACAUCCCUGCAGACGGCCAAGGGAAGGAUGCAACAUGCCCAGCCGCAGCAGCAGCAGCAGCAGGGAUACCAUUUGCAACAGCAGGGGUAUCUGCCACAGCAACAACAACAGCAACAGCAACGUCUGAGGAGUCCCAGUUUACCUUCGAUUCGAUGGCAGAGGGGGGUGAGGCAUCAGGAAAAGGCGGCCAAUCAACCUGGUAACGGGAACAACAACAACAUUCCGUUGCCGAAUGGCAAACCAAAUGACAUUGAUCCUGGCAACGGGCCAGGCCAUGCCCAUCGAUCCAACAAUCAAAACAAUAAUCCUGGAGCUGCUCCAGGCAUCGGUUGCCAGGAAGAGGACACCUCCGGGUAUCUGAGCGACAACACGCCCCCCAAGAACAACAACAACAACACACACACGCCCGACAUUUGGUUCAACGACGGUGCAAGCCAGAUUGAGAGCAUUAGUGGGGUGGGCAGUGCCAGUGUCGUGGAGGAGAGGGAGGCGGGUGUGGGUCGUCGCCUCCGCCGAUCGAUACAGGGUGGGGGUGGGGCGGCCCCACUGGUGCCCCUCGGUGGUGGCAAGGCGAAUGCAUAUGCCACCAAGGGACGACGUGUGGCAGGACAGGGCUUCGAGCCGCUGGCGAACGAUGGCUACCUGGCCGACGGCUGCUGCUACAUGGCCGCACCGCCGAGCUCCUCCAACAUGAGCAUCAGCCGGGAUGUGUCCACCUCGAAUACCUACCAAGUGCAGAUCCAGGGCGGCGGCGGCGGCGCUGGGGGCAGCGGCAGCGACUACUACAUCCACGAGCAGCACGAGAGAGAGCGAGAGCGUGCCCGAUGGGCCAAUCAGCAGCAGACGAUGCAGCAGACAAUGCAGAUGCCACCGCCGCCUGGCUGGCUAAAUCGUGGCAUGCACGAUCUUAAGGAUGGCAGCGAGGACGACGUCCAGUCGAUGCAGUCGUCCUCCACGUAUUUGAGGGGACAGAACGCCCCCCUGGACGCCCAGACGCUGGCCGAGCGCAUGGACAAGCGACGGAAGGCCUCGGAGUAUCACAAUGCCAUCAAGAAGCAGCUCCACGAGCGGGAAAUGAUCAGGAAAUGGGAGCUGGAGCGCCAUCGCCAGGAGGAGCAGAUCGAGGAGGAGCGCCUGCGGCGCCAGAAGCAAAUGGACCAGGAGCGGGCGGAGUACGAGCGCCGGCAGCAGCUGGAGCGGGAGGAGGCGCAGCAGAAGAAGCAGCAGGCGAUGCUGGACGCCAUCGCCAAGGCCGAGGUGGCGGCCCAAAUGGAGAAGCAACAGAAGCGCAAGAAGCCACAGCCACAGCCACAAAAGGAGCACAAGGAUGGCCCGCAGGAGGGCGAACUGCUGCGAGUACAGUCUGUGGAGGAGGAAGAGGAGGAGGCAACCCAUACACCACGUGGGGCACCGCCAGUGGCAGCGGCAGCAGCCGCCCCCGUUAUGGCAGAGGAAAAAGUGCUGAUUGGAACGCCCAUCAAUCUGCGACGGACCGUCACGAAACCCAUCAAACAGCCGAAGGGCGAGGAGGCCAAGGAGGCCAGGGAGGUUAAGGAUAAUCUGGCACUCCUGAUGCAGCCGGCCACCCUCAUUCCCCUGCCCGUCACCAGCGACAUUUUUGGGCUGCAGAAUGCCAUUGGGAAUCUGCAGAUAGCCACGUACUUGAUGCAGCCCCCCCAACAGAUGCCGCAGAUGCCGCAGAUGCAGCAGAUGCACAUGCAAAUGUCACCAUCGGCAGCCUCCUCCUCCGCCGUGGAGCAGACCUAUUCGAAGGCCACAAUGACCCAAAGAACAGACACCUCUAUCUACACGGAGGACGGCUAUCAGGCGGAGAAGGAGGAGGAAGAGGGCGAGGGCGAGGGAGAUCCCGAGGAGGAGGAGACUCUCACAACAGCCCGAUCGGGUCUGGUCAGUGGCGGGUGCUUCUCGCCCGAUUCCCUGGAGGUGGAUGUGGCACACAGCGACAAGCUGGCACUCAUUCCACUCCCCCAGCGACUGGCAGGAGGAGCAGGAGGAGAAGGAUCUGCUGCAGCAGCAGCUGGAAGCAGCGAUGUGGAGACCCAAACGGAGCUCCCGUUGAACUGCGAUCUGUGUCUGUUCCACGACAACUUCUACAAGGUGCUGCUCAAGCGAGAGGUGUCCACCACGACCACCACACAGACCUCGAAGACGCAGACACAGUCGCCCAAGGAAUCCUCCGCGUCGGCGUCGGCCGAGGCGGAAAAGGAUCACGAGACGACAACCACAACAACGACCACAACCACGACCACCUUCAAGGCCAAGAGCAAGGACAAGGACAAGGAAAAGUGCCUCAAGAAGAGCCACAACAGCAAGGACAGGGACAAGAUGGACGAUCGCCCCAAGUGGGGUGUGAAUCGUCCCAUCGUCCAGUACGUGAAGGCCAGCGAUCGGGAUCCCUUUUGCCUGCGCAAAAAGAAGAAUCAUCCGGCGACGGGCACAGCAGCCAGCAAGCCACCGCGCUCCCUGUCGAUGGACUCGCGGCUGGACAGCGUGGCUGUGGAUCAUCUCAUCCUCGAAGGGGACUCCCCGCUGGCCCCCGCCGCAAUGGAGCAGGAGGAUGGCGACGAAGAGGGCUUCCUUCUGAAGGCCCGCAACGUCUGCACGGAGAUACUGCCCAUCAAAACGGACGAGAAGGGCCGCAUUUUCCUCAACUUUCGCGAGGCCAGUGCCAUCAUGAACGAGGACGAGAUCAAGGAUAAGCUGAGGCAAAAGUACUUCAAUUUCGGAAGGAUUCUGCCGCGUCGCAGCUGGGCCUCGGCCACCCACAACGGCCUGCCUUUUAGUGCAGCGGUAGUGGCAGUCGCAGGGGGUGGGGGAGGGGGAGGGGCACCACCACUCCCAGCCCUCCCUGCCACCAUUGUCGGGGACAUGGCAGACGAUUGAAGAAAAAACCCAUGACUUAAUGCGGGUAUUCCUGCCAGGAUCUGCUAAGGGUCUGCUCUGGAGGCUACUAGUUUCUUUUUUUUUUACCAAAAUAGACACCAAAAUGUAGGCCUCCAGAUGGUAAA
Messenger RNA from Drosophila miranda, 3689 nucleotides. RefSeq lists its product as uncharacterized. The transcript has 3 exons. The record is from RefSeq and is a predicted model, not a curated record. Gene Ontology annotation, biological process: cilium assembly. Gene Ontology annotation, cellular component: microtubule; cilium. NCBI's taxonomy places the organism in Eukaryota, Metazoa, Arthropoda, Insecta, Diptera, Drosophilidae. The coding region runs from base 121 to 3564 and encodes 1147 amino acids. Gene Ontology annotation, molecular function: microtubule binding.